AUGGCUCAAGACGAUCUCAUCGACUUUGAACUCUUCAGAUAUACCCCGUCCCAAGCCGCCGCGGGACUAUUCGCCGGGUUAUUCUUCAUCACAACCCUUUUCCACCUCUACCAGGUCUACAAGUCGCGAGCAUGGUACUUUAUACCAUUCGUCGUCGGAGGAGUCUUCCAAGUUGUCGGCUACCUCGUCCGCAUCCCGGCACAUUCUAACCCCGAGUCCGUCCCGGUCUUCGCGCUUCAGGCUCUCCUCAUCCUCCUCGCACCCCCUCUCUACGCUGCGUCGAUAUACAUGGUUCUCGGGCGCUUGAUCCAAUUCCUAGGCGCCGAGCACCUCAGUCUGAUCCGUGUGAACUGGAUGACCAAGAUCUUCGUCACGGGCGAUGUUAUUGCUUUCCUUGCGCAGGCUGCUGGUGGAGGACUCAUGGCCUCCGACAACGGCAACAGCUUCAAGACCGGCGAAAGAAUCACAAUCGGCGGUCUAGCCGUGCAACUCGUCUUCUUCACCGUCUUCAUGGUCUCCUGCGGCGUCUUCCACUUCCGGAUCCGAAAGGCCCCCACGCCUGAGGUCGAAUCGCUCGCCGGAGGAGUCGUCAGCCCCCGCGAGAAACAGCAGGGUACAGCUCGUCGACGACUCUUUGGAGUGUCUUGGGAAUCCAUCAUCGUGGGACUGUACAUCGCCAGCGUCCUCAUCCUUAUUCGCUCGAUCUUCCGUCUUGUCGAGUAUGUCCAGGGGAACGAUGGGUAUUUGAUUAGCCAUGAGGUGUUUCCGUAUGUGUUUGAUGGGGCCUUGAUGUUCUUCGCCAUGGUGGUUAUGAACUUCUGCCAUCCCAGUCGGGUGCUUGGGGCACAGGGGAAGGGGGCUGAUGUUGAGAGCGGAAGUCUCGGGUCGUCGGUGACAGCGACUGGGGGUCGGACAUGA
Molecule: messenger RNA, 918 nt
Organism: Aspergillus calidoustus
Lineage: Eukaryota; Fungi; Ascomycota; Eurotiomycetes; Eurotiales; Aspergillaceae
Source: the annotation of a GenBank genome assembly